AUGUCCGAGACGUCCUCCCACGACUCCUUCUACGACUCGCUCUCGGACCUGCUGGAGGACGGCGAGAAUGCGGCCUUCUUCCCGGGGCUGUCGGCCUUCCUCAGCCAGGAGGAGAUCCACAAGAGUCUGGACCUGGCCCGCAGAGCCAUAGCCAGCUCGGAGACGGACGACUGCGCCUGCGAGGAGGUCCCGCAGCGCUGCAGCCCCUCGCCCAGGAGCCGCCGGAAGCCGCCGGCCCCUCAGGAGGCCCGGCCGGGCGAGCGUGCAUCCCCGGGGACACCUGGGGACAGCAGGCGGGCACCUGCCACGCCUCCGCCAGCCGAGCAAGCCGAGCGCAUCUCCUCGCCCGCAUCGCGGAGGAAGCCCGGAGUCUCGCCCCUGCUGGCCAGGCCCAGCUACAUCCGGAGCCUGCGCAAGGCUGGGAAGCAGGUGGCCAAGGCCCCCGGCGCCAGCCCCAAGCCCAGGGUCGCGCGGCCCGGCAGAGCCGGCCCCCAGAGCCCGCUGAACGACAAGGCGGCCACCCUCAUCGAGGAACUGACCUCCAUAUUUCGAGAAGCCGCCAAGCCCAGAACCAGGAGCCCGGACGGGGAGUCCUCCUCCCCGGACAGCGGGUACCUGUCCCCUAAAAACCAGCCGUCAGACCCAAGGAGCGCCUCGGCCAGCCGCAGCCCCACCCGGGACCAGCAGGAUGUGGAGGCCAGGGCCAGGCCCCCAGCACCCGGGCAUCACCCCCCGGUGGCCCAGGAUGUGGCCCGGCCCAGCCGCAGCCCCUCGUCCCCACCGCCCCUCAGCGCCCGCCACCCCCCAGCCGCUCCCCGCUUCAUCCAAAAGCUGCGGAGCCAAGAAGUGGCAGAAGGUAGUCGGGUCUACCUGGAGUGCAGAGUCGCUGGGAACCCACCUCCUCGGGUCAGAUGGUUCUGUGAGGGGAGUGAGCUGCACAGCAGUCCCGACAUCCAGAUCCUCUGGGACGGGGGCGACCUGCACAGCCUGAUCAUUGCCGAGGCUUUCGAGGACGACACGGGGCGCUACACCUGCCUGGCCGCGAACCCCAGCGGCUCCGACAGCACGUCCGCCGAGGUGUUCAUCGAAGGUGCCAGCUCAUCAGACUCUGACAGUGAAAGUUUAGCUUUCAGAUCGAAACCUGGAGCCAUGCCUCAAGCUCAGAAGAAAACCACUUCCGUGUCCCUGACCAUUGGAUCAUCAUCCCCAAAGACAGGAGUGACCACAGCUGUGAUCCAGCCUCUGUCAGCCCCUGUUCAGCAGGCCCCCAGCCCCACCUUGUUCCUCUGCCGGCCGGAUGGACCCGCUGCCGCCUGCCUCCCGCCUGUCUUCACCAAGGAGCUGCAGAACAUUUGUGCGUCCGAGGGCCAGGUGGUCGUGCUGGAGUGCCGUGUGCGAGGCACACCCCCGCUGCGGGUCUGCUGGUUCCGACAAGGCAGUGAGAUCCAGGACUCACCGGACUUCCGGAUCCUGCAGAAAAAACCUCGAUCCACAGCUGAACCUGAGGAGAUCUGCACCCUGGUUAUCGCAGAGACGUUCCCCGAGGACGCUGGCAUCUUCACAUGCUCGGCCAGCAAUGAUUAUGGCUCAGCAGCCAGCACUGCCCAGCUGGUGGUCACCUCAGCCAGCACAGACGCCUGCGGCUACGACUCGGCAGGAGAGUCCGGCAGUGGCCACUUCCCGCCGCCGUCCCCGCUCUGGGAGCCGAACCCCUUCGAGCUGGCGCCGCAGAAGCCGGCGGAGGCCCCUCCAGUGAGCGGCCCCGAGUCGGGACUGAGCCCUGCCGCCGACAGGGAAGCCACCGGCGUGCACCCCGCACGCGGAGUGAACGGGGUGGUGAACGGCCGAGCCGACGGCGGCACCGCUCUCCCCAGCCCGUCCGCCCUGCUGUCCCCCGCGAAGGAGCCGCCGCCUCUGCUCGCCAAGCCCAAGCUGGACGCGCUCAGGAUCCAGCAGCUGCAGCAGCAGAUCCGCCGGGAGCGCGAGGCCCGCGCGCGCCCCUCGCCGCCCGCGUCCCCGGAGCCCCCGGAGUCGCGCGCGGAGCCCAUGAGCGCGCUGGCUGCCCGCCCCGCGCCCGCCAUGCAGGCCUCCAGCUCUUUCAGCUACGCGCGCCCCAAGCAGUUCAUCGCCGCCCAGAGCCUGAGCCCCAGCGCGCCCCGGUCCCCGGCGCCCGCGUCCCCGCCGACCUCUGAGCCCGAGUGGGGCGCGCUCCCACCGCCACCCCCGCCGCUCAGCCCGCCGGCGCUCGCCGCAGGGCCCGACUUCUUCCCGCCGCCGCCGCCUCCACCUCCGCCUGGCCCGGGUCCCGCGUCCCGCGCCGCCCGCCCAGGCCCCGCGCCUGCAGCGCUGCUCCGCGCCCUGCUGCCCUCGCAGCCAGCCACCGCCAGCACCGUCUCCACCGGGGUCUCCGCCCUCGGCCUGCCGCGCGCCGCCCCCGCUGCGGGGCUUCCCAAGAAGGCCAGCAGACCUGCGAGGAUGGCCUCCGACGAGGAGAUCCAGGGCUCCAAGGACGCCGUCAUCCAGGACCUGGAACGCAAGCUGCGCUUCAAGGAGGACCUGCUGAACAACGGGCAGCCGAGGUUGACCUACGAAGAAAGGAUGGCUCGGCGACUCCUGGGUGCCGACAGCGCGACUGUCUUCAACGUCCAGGAGCCGGAAGAGGAGGCGGCCAACCAGGAGUACAAGGUCUCCAGCUGUGAGCAGAGGCUCAUCAGUGAAAUCGAGUACCGGCUGGAGCGGUCCCCCGUGGAGGAGUCAGGGGAUGAGGCACCCUGCGGGGACACGUCUGUGGAGAGCGGAGUGGCCCCCUUCUUUGAGGUGAAGCUGAAGCAUUACAAGAUCUUUGAGGGUAUGCCUGCGACAUUCACGUGCAGAGUGACCGGUGACCCAAAGCCCAAGAUUUACUGGUUUAAGGAUGGAAAGCAGGUCUCCCCCAAGGACGAUCACUACAGCAUCCGCAGCGACCCCAGCGGGACCUGCUCCCUGCACACCGCAGCCUCCACGCUGGAGGACGAUGGCAAUUACACGGUCAUGGCUGCCAACCCUCAGGGCCGCGCCAGCUGCACGGGACGGCUGAUGGUCCAGGCCGUGAACCAGAGAGGCCGCAGCCCCCGCCCGCCGGCCGGACACCCUCACAGCAGAAGGCCUCGCUCGCGGUCCAGGGACAGCGCUGACGAGGGCGAGCCCACCCAGGAGCGCUUCUUCCGCCCGCACUUCCUGCAGGCGCCCGGGGACCUGACCGUGCAGGAAGGCAAGCUCUGCCGCAUGGACUGCAAGGUCAGUGGGCUGCCCACGCCCGACCUCAGCUGGCUGCUGGACGGCAAGCCAGUGCGCCAGGACAGCACCCACAGGAUGCUGGUGCGGGAGAACGGCGUGCACUCCCUCGUCAUCGAGCCUGUCUCGGCCCGGGACGCCGGCAUCUACACGUGCGUGGCCACCAACCGGGCGGGGCAGAACUCCUUCGUCCUGGAGCUCGUGGUCGCAGCUAAGGAAGCGCACAAGCCUCCGGUCUUUCUGGAGAAGCUGCAGAACACGGGCGUGGCGGACGGCUACCCCGUGCGCUUGGAGUGCCGGGUCUCGGGGGCACCCCCACCACAGAUAUUCUGGAAGAAGGAGAACGAGUCUCUGACCCACAGCACGGACCGCGUGAGCAUGCACCAGGAUCACCUCGGCUACGUGUGCCUGCUCAUCCAGGGCGCCACGAAGGACGACGCGGGCUGGUACACGGUGUCGGCCAAGAACGAGGCCGGGAUCGUGUCCUGCACGGCCCGACUCGACGUGUAUACCCAGUGGCAGCAGCCGCCGCCGAGCGCCAAGCCGAAGCGGGUGCGGCCGUCGGCCAGCCGCUACGCCGCGCUCUCCGACCAGGGCCUGGACAUCCGAGCAGCGUUCCAGCCCGAGGCCGGCCCGUCCCCGCUGGCGCUGAGCCCCGGCCUGGUGGAGAGUGAGGACCUGUGAUCGGCGCCCUCUCGGGAGCACAGACCCAGACCACGCCGCCCAGACGCGCCUCCUGCCGCGGGACGCAAGUGCACCUCGACUCCGAGAGACAAAAGGGCACCUCAACUCUGCUUUUCUUCCCAUAAACCAAACCAGAGGCUGCGCACACAAUGCCAGUAGAUGCACACCUUGCACAGAAUUCACACUCAUCAGCCAAUUCAGACUCCAGGAAUUGCUGUGAUUCAAGGGGUCUGAAAUGCCAAAGCCCUCACGGAGAAGUGACCCUGCUCCGUGUUGUCCCAAGUGCCUUCAACACUGGCUCAGCGCUGCCACCCCACGUGAGCGCGGGGGCUUCCCGGAGGCAGCCCCACAGCAGCAGGGCAUGGCUGGGCAGUGUGUUCCCGCCACUGGUGACCCCGUGCGGGCAGCAGGAGGGCACGACCAAGAAAUCCACGCAAGUGCCUUGUCUGUGCAAACCAUUUUCUACUAAGUCGUACAAAGGAACCGCUUGCCUGCAGUUCUAGCAACAUCCUGAGUUUCUAUCAAGGUUAAGGAAGUGCCUUGUCUGUGCAAACCAUUUUUACUAAGUCUUACGAAGGAACCGCUUGCCUGCAGUUCUAGCAACAUCCUGAGUUUCUAUCAAGGUUAAAACCUUCGUUGUUAGCUUUUUCCUUAUGCGUAUUUUCCUUUUGUGUUGCCUUGGUAGGGAGCUUACAUACUGAAAUGCGUAAUGUACUCUGAGGAAAGCAGAAACAGACCACAGACCAUUCCACGGAGAGCGUCAACCACCCAAGUGUCCACAGCAGGCGGGGUGUGUCGGGGGUGAGGGUCCAGGGAGGAGCGGAGGGAAGGGGGGAGAAAUACACGGUGCAUGGUGAUGGUGUCCACGCAGGUGGCAGUGGGGCGGGAGCCAGUGGAGGCCAGGCUUCCCUUGGUUCUCUUCAAAUUCCAUCUACGACGCUGCCGUUCCUGAGUCAAGAAGCUGGGGUUCCAGCAGUGGGGGCCCUGGGGACACUGCAGGGUCAGAGCUGGAGGUGGGAUGCACAGAGCAAGUUGGUAAUGGGCUGAGCAGCGAGGUCGUCACGGGUCGGAGGCAGCCUGUGGGCACUGGUCUGCUGGGGGUUUGAGACUGAGCCAGAGCCAGGUGGGCGCCAGGGUGCGUGUUCUCCAUGGCGCCCGCACGGCAGGUGGGAGCGUAAUUUCUCCUCCCUGCGGCCAUGAGGCCGCUGACUGAAGAAGGUGCUGGGCUCCCAGUCAUCCCAAGGCCGUCCCGGUGCCCCUGACUCUGGUCAGCUGGACGGAGUGAAUUCUGACCAGGCUUGAUGGUUUUAAGUUGGAACCAAUCCACUUUAAACACGAGAAAAUGGGGCCUGCUAUGAUAUGAUAAUGGUACUUUGCUAUGAAGAGAACACACUGUAUUCCUUACGCAAAACACAUUUAUCUCAUUAUUUAUGAUAAAGAUGGCAAGCUCUCUUAGCUCAGUUACUCGAUAUGUAGUAUUUUUUAAUGAUUUUGUACCUGUGUGCCGCCCCGUGUAGCCCGUUUCACUGCUUCACAUGCACAGCUGUCCACGUCCUUCUCGACACGCCAAGCAAGCUCUGCGUGCCCAGUGUGAGCGCUGGUGCCUGCAGCCUGGGCAGACCGGCACGCGAGGCUCUCCUGGACCUCUCUCUCUUGCAGAAUUACGACUGAUGUCUUCUCGUACUUGCCAAAUUUUCCUGAAUGUGACAUUUUGCUAAUUUGCUGGGUUUGGGAUUAAGCAGCGUUAUUUUGCCACCUUUCAUGUAUUUAUAAAAACAAUAAGUACUAUCUUACUACUUUGGAUUGUUGUGCUGGUGUAAUGUGGAUUUAACAACAAUAAAUAUUUAACAAAUAAGA
Dama dama (fallow deer) is the source of this 5814-nucleotide messenger RNA. RefSeq names its product palladin, cytoskeletal associated protein (gene PALLD). The transcript has 21 exons. The coding region runs from base 1 to 3957 and encodes 1318 amino acids. Lineage: Eukaryota; Metazoa; Chordata; Mammalia; Artiodactyla; Cervidae. The record is from RefSeq and is a predicted model, not a curated record.